Messenger RNA from Helianthus annuus (common sunflower), 6087 nucleotides. RefSeq lists its product as uncharacterized. The transcript is spliced from 14 exons. Gene Ontology annotation, molecular function: DNA helicase activity; DNA binding. Gene Ontology annotation, biological process: telomere maintenance; DNA repair. The record is from RefSeq and is a predicted model, not a curated record. NCBI's taxonomy places the organism in Eukaryota, Viridiplantae, Streptophyta, Magnoliopsida, Asterales, Asteraceae. The coding region runs from base 1 to 6087 and encodes 2028 amino acids.
AUGGCGGUUCUAAAUAAGGACUUUGUCCUUACCAUACUCUACCAUCAAAUCAUCCUUCUUAUCAUUCUUAUCAUCCCUAGGAGAACUCAAAUCGCCGACCGGAACGUUUCAUCGGAUUAUCGCCGGAAUCAUCCAUCUUUUAGGUUUCCGGCAACAGAAACUAGGGCUUCUAAUCUUCACUUAGAGGAUGUACCUAUCAGCUUUGUUACUCAAUUCUACGGAGAGGAUUGGGCCGAUAGGAAGAUGCGUAUAUAUCACUCAAGUGGGAAAAUUUGGGUCUUAAUGUUGAAACGAUUAAAACGUAUGCCAGUCUUAACUGACGGCUGGGAAACAGUUGUUUCAGAUCUCAAACUUCAGAAGGAUUGUCUCCUUACAUUUCGUCCCAUGAACCAUUUUGGUCUCUAUCUUUCAUCUUUUGUUAAUGGCGUCUGUGAUCAAUCUUAUUUCACGAUUAAUCGUCAUCUAAUAUUGGGUUUUACGAUCAUUGAAGAUUCAUUUGUUCAACAAUGUUUUGGAGACGAUGUAAUGGCUGGCUCAUAUGAAGUUAAUUAUAAGGGUUCUCCGUGGACGGUGUCAACAAGUAAGGUUAAUUCAAACUAUGUAUUCUCACAAGGUUGGACUCAACUUUGCAACGAUCUUGGCGUUCAGGAAGAUGAUUUAUUGGUUUUUGAAAAACUUAAUGAUGUUAUGUUUGAUUUAACGGUGUAUCGAGACGAGGUUGAGAUACGGUUGAGCAAGAAGGUUGAAUCUGAUGAUGAUGAUGAUGAUGAUGUAAUUCAGAUCUCUAGGGCCGAUUACGAUAAAGCGCUUUUUAAGGACAUAGAGGUAGAUGAUAACCAGCCCACAUCUGUUAAAAGUCCAUCAGGAACAGUCCCGACAAGUACACCAAAGAAUGUUCAUGUUAAAGAGACGUUGAAAGUAGGUGAUGGUUUACAUUUCACGACAACACAAGAUCUCAAAGGAAAGGGAAAAGGUAAACUUUCUGUCGACCGAUCCGUCACAGUUGAGAAUUUCAACAAACAAUGCAAAGGCCGAAAACGUUAUACAACAUCUGAUCAAACUGUAAAGCAUCCAAAGAAGGUUUCAAGGAAUGCAAAGAAAGUUUCCCGUAUCUGCAUUGAUCCAGAAUAUUUCGACUUUAGCCGUAAAGCUGAAUAUAGGCUGCGGCUUCCUGUUGAGGUUGUUAAUAGAGCCGGCCUGUCUGAAAGAUUGCAACCUAUAUCUGUCCAGAACUUGAAUGGUGAUGUUGAAGUUUAUGACACAAAGACAGAGUUAAACAGUGAAAUGCCUAAACGACCAAAAAUUGUCUCCGUAUACAAUGACAUUGAUAAAGAAAACAAUCAGCAUGCUGUCCUCCCAAUUGUUACUCGAGACGAGGCAUCUCAUAGAAGAAAAUUAAGAAAAUUAUACUUGGAUAAUAAGAAAUCAAAUGUUGGAACUACAUCGUCAUCCGUCAAUAUUGAUUCCACUAAUAUUAAUUCCACUUCCACUCCGUGUGUUACAUCUGAUAACAUAGUCAACAGAAUUGGUUUUCACAAUUUUGAAUCCACUCCUGAGGUGACUAAUAAUGUUAAUCCAAGUCCUUCAAGUAUUGUAACAAGUAACAUUAUUUGUAGUACCAGCAAUCGUACAACGAGAAAAAACGAUGUUGGGAAUAAUAUUUCAACUGGCAUCACAUCAACCACCUGCACAUCAUCAUUGAACCGUAAUUUGCAAAGGCUAUCAUCUGGGAAACGUAAGUUGGUAUCCAAAGCACGUAUUUCGUCUCCUAUACCAAUGAUCGACUUGACCACAGACGAAAUCGUAGAACGAGAUCCUUAUAAAGGUGUUUCUACAGAUUAUUUGGAUCACGGUGAUCAAGUUAUUACUUGUGAAGUUUGUUAUGCAAAGUUAUGGGACGCAGAGAAAGGAAGCGGAAGAAAAGAGGGUGGCAAAAUAUGUCAUAUGUUAUGUUGUGGUUAUGCCAAAGUUGUCUUACCGGAUUACAAAACCGCGACACCUUAUUAUAAAAGUCUAUUCAUGUCCAAUGACAAUGAAAGCAAGCACUUUUUGAAGAACAUUCGACGUUACAAUUCUAUGUUCGCGUUUACCUCAAUGGGUGGUAAGGUUGACCAAACCGUUAAUACUGGUAAUGCUCCUUUUUGCUACAGAAUUAGUGGUGAAAAUUACCAUUCUAUUGGUAGUCUUGUGCCACCAAACGGAGGGAAGCCUAAAUUUUGUCAGUUAUACAUAUACGAUACUGAAAAUGAAUUGGCAAACAGGUCUUCAGACAAUGUUUCCUCAUCAUCCACUUCAGAUGAAACUGAUAAUAAGCUGAUACAACAAAUCAAAGCAAUGUUUGAUGCCGAAAAUGUGCUUGUGAAAAUUUAUAGGAUGGUUAGAGAUUGCUUCCAACAAAAUCCUAAUACCACUUUAAAGCUUCGCCUAAUUGGCAAAAGAGAACAAGAUGGUCGGACUUAUAACUUACCUACUUCCUCAGAGGUUGCUGCUCUUAUUGUUGGAGAUAUCGAUAACGCACUUGAGAAAAGAGAUAUCGUUGUCGAGACACAAACAGGUUCAUUAAAAAGAAUAAGUGAAUUGCAUCCUUCCUAUCUUGCACUUCAGUAUCCUAUUUUGUUCCCAUAUGGAGACGACGGUUACAGAAUUGACAUACCACAUAGGGGUGUCAUUGAUGUUACUAACAAGAAACGUCCGAAUUGUACAAUGAGAGAGUUUUUUGCGUAUCGUGUACAAGAUCGUAGUAACCAGUUUUCAUUGAUUCUAAAUUCCAGACGGUUAUUCCAACAGUUUUUGGUUGAUGCUUAUACGAUGAUUGAGAGCGAGCGACUGAACUUUAUAAGAUUUCAGCAACAAGAUCUCAGGUCUGAUACAUAUGAGAAUAUCCGGAAACUAAGAUAUAACGGCCAACAAGAUUUGUCUAAGGUUGGAAAACGUAUUUUCCUUCCAUCUUCCUUUACAGGCGGGUCACGAUAUAUGAUGCAAAACUAUCUUGACGCAAUGGCAAUUUGUAAAUGGUAUGGUUAUCCAGACUUUUUUAUAACCAUUACCUGCAAUCCCAAAUGGCCGGAGGUUCAAAGGUUUCUUAAGGACACAAAUCUUAAUCCGGAGGAUAGGCCUGAUAUUUUAUCUCGAAUUUUUAAAAUAAAGCUGGAUUCAAUUUGUAAAGAUUUGAAAGACCGUGAUUUGUUUGGAAAAGCUUCUGCUGUUGUUUACACUAUUGAGUUUCAGAAACGAGGAUUGCCUCAUGCGCAUAUGUGCUUAUUCAUGGAGAAUGAUUACAAACUUCCAACUGUAGACCAUGUUGAUCAGUUUAUUUCUGCAGAAAUCCCUGAUUUAAACCAAGACCCGGAACUAUAUACGCUUGUGAAAGACCAUAUGAUUCACGGUCCAUGUGGUAAUGCUAGACUGAGCUCUCCAUGUAUGGUUGAUAGAAAAUGUUCAAAAGGUUUUCCCAAGAAAUUUCAAGAUCACUCAACCUUGGAUUCUAACGGAUUUCCCUUAUACAGAAGAAGAGAUGACGGUUCCUUCGUUUUAAAAAAUAAGAUUCAGUUAGACAACAGAAGUGUUGUACCUUAUAACAAAAAGCUUUUGAAAAGAUAUCAGGCGCAUAUAAACGUUGAAUGGUGCAACCAAGCGGCGUCAAUAAAGUAUUUGUUCAAGUAUAUUAAUAAAGGUCCUGAUAGAGCAACAGUUGCUGUGGUUCCGAGCAAUAAUGAAAACGAGCAAGCAGAAAAUGAUGAAAUUAAAGAGUAUUAUGACUGUAGGUAUAUAUCUGCGUGUGAAGCCUCUUGGAGGAUUUUUUCUAAUGAAGUUAAUUAUAGGAGUCCUUCUGUUAUGCGUCUUCCUUUCCAUCUUCCUGGACAACAAACAGUUUGUUUCGGUCCUGAUGAAGAUAUUAAUCAAGUGCUAAACAAACCAUCUGUUAACUCAUCAAUGUUUUUAGCUUGGAUGCAACGUAAUCAAGAUCCUAACGACCAUGUUGCACGUACACUAACAUAUGUACAGUUUCCGCGUUUUUAUGUGUGGAAGCUUGACAAGCGUAUAUGGGUUCCGAGAAUAAAAGGGAAAACAAUUGGAAGAAUUCAUUCCGUUUCUCCUUCUACCGGUGAAGCGUACUAUUUAAGAAUUCUUCUUAACAAAGUUAAAGGACCAACAUCGUUUGAUGAUAUUAAAACAGUUAAUGGUCGAGUGUACGAUACUUUUAGAGAUGUUUGCUAUGCGCUUGGUUUGUUGGAUGACGACUCGGAGUACAUUGAGGCCAUCAAAGAAGCAAAUAUAUCAGGUAGUGCAGGUUAUAUUCGAAAUUUAUUCGCCACCAUGUUACUGUCAAGCACAUUAUCUAGACCUGAAGUUGUCUGGGAAAGCACAUGGAAGUAUAUGACAGAUGAUUUUCUGUACAGAUUCUCAAAGUAUCAUCGUGUUUCAGGUUUAUCAAUUCCUGAUGAGCAAUUAAAGAACUAUGUUUUAUGCGAAAUCGAGAAGUUUUUAACUCGGAAUAAUUCAUCGCUUCGGAGAUUUUUAUCAAUGCCUUACCCGGAUACUUCAUCUUUAGAUAACUUUCGCUGCCGAUUGAUUAACGAAGAGCUUGCUUAUGACAGAUCAGAGUUACAAAAUGUUUAUCAAGGUCAGGUGAAUUUGUUAACGGAUGAACAACGUGCAGUAUAUGAAGAAAUUAUGAACGCAGUUCAUGGAGACAAUGGAGGAGUAUUUUUUGUUUACGGUUAUGGCGGGACCGGUAAAACAUUUUUAUGGAAAACAUUGUCUGCUGCAAUUAGGUCAAAAGGUGAGAUUGUAUUAAACGUUGCAUCUAGCGGAAUUGCAUCACUGCUGUUGGAGGGAGGAAGAACGGCUCAUUCUAGGUUUCAUAUACCUUUGAAUCUUAAUGAGGAUUCCGUUUGUCAUAUAAAACCAGACGAUGAUGUAGCUAAAUUACUACAGCAGACCAAACUCAUUAUAUGGGAUGAAGCUCCUAUGGUUCAUAAACAUGCAUUUGAGGCUUUGGAUAGAACUAUGCAUGACAUUUUCAAUAUAUCUAAUCCAUCCAGGUCUGAUGUUUUAUUUGGAGGAAAGGUAAUUGUAUUUGGUGGUGAUUUUAGGCAAAUACUACCUGUUGUUCCAAACGGUGGACGUCAAGAAAUUGUGAAUGCCUCAUUAUGUUCUUCUUAUUUGUGGAGUAAGUGUAAGUUGUUGACGUUAUCUAGAAACAUGAGGUUAACUGUUGGAAGACCAUCAUCUGAAGUUGAAGAAAUCAGUAAUUUUGCAAAAUGGUUGUUGGAUGUUGGUGAGGGAAAUGUUGGUGGUUCCAAUGAUGGAGAAGCAAUAAUUGAAAUACCACCUGAGCUUUUAAUUGAUAGCAUAUCUGAUCCAAUUUCUAGCCUGAUUGAUUUUGUUUAUCCGUCAAUUUUGGAGAAUUACAAUGAUCGUAAUUACUUUAGUACAAGAGCUAUACUUGCGCCUAAGAAUGAGGUUGUUCACGAGAUUAACGACAGAUUGUUGGCAGUAUUCCCUGGUGAAGAAAAAGAGUAUCUUAGUUCUGACAGUCUAUGCCCUACUGAAGAUGGCAAUGUUGAUCAGCAAAAAAUAUACUCCCCCGACGUGCUCAAUGGUCUCAAAGUGUCUGGUUUACCAAAUCAUAGGUUAGUGCUUAAAGUUGGUGUUCCAGUAAUGUUGUUGCGAAAUAUUGACCAACGAAAUGGUUUGUGUAACGGUACAAGGUUAAAGGUCACAAAACUUUACAGUCGUGUUAUUGAAGCUGAGAUAAUUUCUGGUGGUAAUAUUGGUUCUCGGACAUUCAUACCUAGAAUGAAUUUGGUACCUUCGGACCGAAAGAUUCCUUUUGCAUUCCAAAGGAGGCAAUUUCCAAUAACUGUAUGUUUUGCAAUGACGAUUAACAAAAGCCAGGGACAGUCGCUAUCUAAGGUUGGGUUGUACCUAAGACAACCAGUUUUCACACAUGGUCAAUUGUACGUAGCUUUAUCCAGGGUUACAAGACGAGAUGGAAUCAAGUUACUAAUACUUGACAAUGAUGGCAGGCCUACAAAUAAAACAACCAAUGUUGUAUAUAAAGAGAUAUUCAAUGGAUUGUGA